Molecule: messenger RNA, 4481 nt
Organism: Etheostoma cragini (Arkansas darter)
Lineage: Eukaryota; Metazoa; Chordata; Actinopteri; Perciformes; Percidae
Product: disco-interacting protein 2 homolog C-like
Source: RefSeq, a predicted model, not a curated record
UCUAGCUUUACGUUAGUGUGUGCGCGGAGAGCUAACAGCGCUGCUGCCGCACACAGAGCGACACGCAGAGGCUCAGUCCGACCGACUUUGGAUAUUUUGGGGGUUUGUGGAGAAGCCUGGACGGAGAAAAGAGGCAGGAAGACACCGGAAAACAGAGAUUUAAGUCGGGUUGUUACGGCGGAAUGGCGGACCGGGACCCGGUGCCGCUUCCUGCGGAGGUGCGGGCCAGACUGGCCGAGCUGGAGCUGGAGUUAUCCGAGGGUGAUAUCACACAGAAGGGCUAUGAGAAGAAGCGAUCCAAGCUGAUUGGAGCCUUCUUCCCACAAACACCAGGAAUGGACCCGUCCACAGGCCAGGAGAAGAGAACCCCGGUCACCCCGUCCUCGUCCUCCCGGUACCACCGCCGGCGGUCUUCUGGCUCCAGAGACGAACGUUACCGAUCAGACGUGCACACAGAGGCGGUCCAGGCGGCCCUGGCCAAGCACAAAGAGAGGAAGAUGGCGGUGCCGAUGCCUUCCAAGCGCCGGUCGUUGGUGGUCCAGACCUCAAUGGACGCUUACACACCCCCAGAUACAUCCUCAGGUUCGGAAGGCGAGGGUCCGGGCGACGCCGAUGGGGAGGAGGGCGGAGACGGCGAGGAAGAGGACGGAGGCGGAGGCGGCGGCGACGGGACCGGCCGCGAGGGGAGCAUCAGCAUGGAGCACUGGAUAAACCGGGCCAUCCACGGCACCUCCUCCACCACCACCACCACCUCCUCCACGGCCUCCUCCUCCUCUUCCUCCACGCGCAGCGGGGGCAGCGGGGCGGCUGGCGGCAGGCUGGCCGACGUCCUGGCCCAGCACGUCCACAUCUCCGCCCACCACAACCGCCACCACCACCACCACCACCACCACCAUCACCACCACCAUCGCAAGACAGGCCUUUUAUCCCACCCCUCUUUGAGGAGGAGGAUGAGGCUGUCUGUGCCUGUGAGCACGGUAGGGAAUGGAAACUCUGGGCCGGGACGCUCCGAGAACCACUCUGCCCCUCCAGAUGUCACCAGCUACACCAACAACACGGCGGCCGACGACAUCCAGGUGGAGAGAGCCCCGGGCGCCGGCACCGCGGCCCAGAGACAGACGCCAAAGUACGGCAACGCCGAGCUGAUGGAGACCGGAGACGGUGUACCAGUAAGCAGCAGAGUUUCAGCCAAAAUUCAGCAGCUGGUCAACACGCUAAAGAGACCCAAACGGCCGCCGUUGAGAGAGUUUUUUGUCGACGACUUCGAGGAGCUUCUUGAAGUCCAGCAGCCAGACCCUAACCAGCCCAAGGCGGAGGGGGCCCAGAUGGUGUUGCUGCGGGGCGAGCAGCUGGGCGUGGUAACCAACUGGCCCCCGUCCCUGGAGGCGGCCCUGCAGAGGUGGGGCACCAUCUCUCCCAAGGCGCCCUGUCUCACCACCAUGGACAACAACGGCAAGCCGCUCUACGUGCUCACCUACGGAAAGCUGUGGGCCAGAAGUGUGAAGGUGGCCUACAACCUGCUCCACAAACUGGGAACCAAACAGGAACCGCUCGUCAGACCUGGAGACCGGGUGGCGCUGGUCUUCCCCAACAACGACCCCGCUGCCUUCAUGACGGCGUUCUACGGCUGCCUGCUGGCCGAAGUCGUCCCCGUGCCAAUAGAAGUACCGCUGACCCGGAAGGAUGCGGGCAGUCAGCAGAUCGGGUUUCUGUUGGGGAGCUGUGGCGUGACUGUGGCUCUGACCAGCGACGCCUGCCAUAAAGGCUUACCUAAGAGUCCCACUGGAGAGAUCCCACAGUUCAAAGGCUGGCCCAAGUUGCUGUGGUUCGUCACAGAGUCCAAACACCUCUCCAAACCCCCCCGAGACUGGUUUCCACAUAUCAAGGACGCCAACCAGGACACGNNNNGUGUGCAGUAUAAGACCUGUAAGGACGGCAGUGUCCUCGGUGUGACGGUGAUGAGGAUAGCCAUGCUCACACACUGCCAGGCCCUCACACAGUCCUGCUCAUACACAGAAGCUGAGACCAUAGUGAAUGUAUUAGACUUCAAGAAGGAUGUAGGACUGUGGCACGCCGUCCUGACUAGUGUGAUGAACAUGAUGCAUGUCAUCAGCAUUCCCUACGCUCUAAUGAAGGUCAACCCUCUGUCAUGGAUCCAAAAGGUCUGCCAGAACAAAGCCAAGGUGGCGUGCGUGAAGUCGCGGGACAUGCACUGGGCUCUGGUGGCCCACCGGGAGCAGCGGGACAUCAACCUGAGCUCCCUGCGCAUGCUGGUGGUGGCUGACGGUUCAAAUCCCUGGUCCAUCUCGUCCUGUGACGCCUUCCUCAACGUGUUCCAGACCAAAGGUUUGAAGCCCGAGGUCAUAUGUCCCUGUGCCAGCUCCCCCGAGGCCCUGACUGUAGCUUUAAGGAGACCCGUGGAGGAGGGCAGCGACCCCCCAGGCCGCGGGAUCCUGUCCAUGCAGGGCCUGAGUCACGGCGUGAUCCGGGUGGACUCGGAGGAGAAGCUGUCGGUGCUCACGCUGCAGGACGUCGGCUCCGCCAUGCCCGGGGGCAUGAUGUGCGUGGUGAAGUCCGAAGGUGUUCCUCAGCUCUGUAAAACGGACGAGAUCGGAGAGCUGUGUGUUUGUACUGUUGCCACGGGAACGUCCUACUACGGUCUGGCCGGCUUGACCAAGAACACCUUUGAGGUCUUCCCUGUGAGCAACACCGGGGCUCCCAUCGGCGAGUUCCCCUUCACCAGGACCGGCCUGCUGGGGUUCAUCGGACCCGCUGGGCUUAUCUUCGUGGCGGGGAAGAUGGACGGUCUGAUGGUGGUCGGAGGGCGGCAGCACAACGCCGACGACAUCGUCGCCACGGCGCUCGCUGUGGAGCCGAUGAAGUUUGUGUACAGGGGCAGGAUAGCGGUGUUCUCCAUCACCGUGCUGCAUGAUGAGAGGAUCGUGGUGGUGGCGGAGCAGCGGCCCGACUCCACCGAGGAAGACAGCUUCCAGUGGAUGAGCCGAGUUCUGCAGGCGAUAGACGGCAUCCAUCAGGUGGGGGUGUACUGCCUGGCUCUGGUGCCCUCCAACACUCUGCCCAAGACUCCCUUGGGUGGUAUCCACCUGUCCGAGACCAAGCAGCUGUUCCUGGAGGGAGCGCUGCACCCCUGCAACGUGCUCAUGUGUCCCCACACCUGCGUCACCAACCUGCCCAAACCCCGGCAGAAGCAGCCAGAGAUCGGUCCAGCGUCUGUGAUGGUGGGCAACCUGGUGUCGGGGAAGAGGAUCGCCCAGGCUAGCGGCAGGGAUCUGGCUCAGAUCGAAGACAAUGACCAGGCAAGGAAGGUGUGUGUGAGAAGGGGGGGGGGGGCUGCUGGUUUUCACCAUCUGCAGGAGCAAAGGUUCACGGUCCGACUAGUAGAGAGGGGAUCACCACACAGCCUGCCUCUGAUGGAGUCUGGGAAGAUCCUGCCGGGGGUCCGAAUCAUCAUCGCCAACCCAGAGACCAAGGGACCAAUGGGAGAGUCGCAUCUGGGCGAGAUCUGGGUGCACAGCGGCCACAACGCCAGCGGCUACUUCACCGUCUACGGAGACGAGGCGCUGCAGUCGGACCAUUUCAACUCCAGGCUCAGCUUCGGAGACACGCAGACCCUCUGGGCCCGGACCGGGUACCUGGGCUUCCUCCGCAGGACCGAGCUGACCGACGCCAGCGGUGGUGAGCAGAGCUGGGGGGAAUCUUCAAUACCAAGAAGACCAGGAGCGGAUCAGCGGACCGACCUGCAGGCAGAUGGCCAGGUUGACCCGGCAGCCGAAGGAGGUGCUGACGGCUCGCGGGUGCAGUCCCAGGUCCUUGAAGAGUUUGGAGAAGGACUGCGUCAGGGAUAUCCUGGGACGCUCCUCCGCUACAACCACACACGUCCUCACCCGAGACAGCGACUCGGUCUGCAGGCCCAGGCCUUUGGUGCAGAGCUCCAUGACGCUGUAGGAGCAGAAGGUAUCGCGGACUUUGUACUGACUGACGACCGACAGCCAGAGAGCCGGGUUCACCUCCAGCUCGGCUGGAGGAAUCAGGAUGGACUGGCACCAGAGGACGAAGCCCAGGCCGCAGUACGGGUCCAGGCAGAUGGCGACCUCCCUCGACGGGUAAAGCUCACACUGAAGCUUGAUGGAGCGGCAGAAGGCACUGGUGGCUGUGUGAGACAUCUACAACAAUCAUCUUCCUGUUGUUUGUUCCCGUGUGCCUCCAGCGCCGUGUUCACGUGGACCAACCUGCUGGUGGUGGUGGUGGAGCUGGAUGGCUCGGAGCACGAGGCCCUGGACCUGGUCCCCCUGGUCACCAACGUGGUCUUGGAGGAGCACUACCUGAUCGUGGGCGUGGUGGUGGUGGUCGACAUCGGCGUCAUCCCCAUCAACUCCCGCGGCGAGAAGCAGCGCAUGCACCUGCGCGACGGCUUCCUGGCCGACCAGCUGGAUCCCAUCUACGUGGCCUACAACAUGUAG